Symphalangus syndactylus (siamang) is the source of this 13889-nucleotide messenger RNA. Its product is annotated as serine/threonine-protein kinase N2-like. NCBI's taxonomy places the organism in Eukaryota, Metazoa, Chordata, Mammalia, Primates, Hylobatidae. The record is from RefSeq and is a predicted model, not a curated record. Gene Ontology annotation, biological process: signal transduction; protein phosphorylation. Gene Ontology annotation, molecular function: small GTPase binding; ATP binding; protein serine/threonine kinase activity.
UUUUUUUUUUUUUUUGAGACAGAAUCUCGCUCUGUCACCAAGGCUGGAGUGCAGUGGCGCGAUCUCGGCUCACUGCGACCUCUGCCUCCCAGGUUCAAGUGAUUCUCCUGCCUCAGCCUCCCAAGUAGCUGGGAUCACAGGUGCCCGCCACCACGCCUGGCUAAGUUUUGUAUUUUUAGUAGUAUAGUUUUUUUUUGAAAUAAAUGGGGGCAUCAGUGAACCAAGCACUCAAUGACAGAAGAAGAGACGAGAUCUUGGUGCUUUAAUCCCAUGCCAGGCUAGUGAAAUAGACAACUUCAAUAAUCUAUUAAAUGACAGAGUAAGUUAUUUCAACUUUAGAAGCCUAUUUUGAAGCCUAAGUUAUUUCAACUUUUGAAAGAAGGAAAGGAGGAAGAAAGGAAGGAAAGGGAGUGAGGGAGGGAAGAAGGAAGCAGGGAAGGAAGGAAGGAAAGUAGGAAGGAAGGAAGGGAGGCAGGGAGGGAGGGAGGGAGGGAAAAAAUGACUGGAGGGGAAUGAACCAAGACAGAGGGCUUCCUAUUGAAGUAGGAAUUAGGAUAGUCCUCAUGCCAGUAAAAUGUGGCAUUUUGCUAUUCCCCACACUCAGAGUUCACUUUCUUUGAAAGGUGAGAUGCUCUUACUGAUGUGCUAGAUGCGGUGCUAGCGCAAUUCGAGAUGGUCACAGCUGGACUCACUCAAGGUCCUGGCAAUAAACAGGCUUCGCAGAGUUUAAGUCAGGGGCUUUUACAAAGGUGUGGGCCGGGCUGAGGGGAGCCAAUGGCAUGGCGAAGCAACCCAGGAGGAAUGGCAGCAGGAAGCUGUUACCACCCACCCACUCAGCUCCCCGGGUGGUGAAUAGCAAGGGGAUCUGCCUCUCCAGCCACUGUCCUAGAGGCCAUCCCUCAAGGUCACCCUCUGAGGCUCAAGGCAGGCUGGAGGAAGCAGAGGAGGGCAGACAGGCAAACAGAGGCUCUCCAGCGCAAGGGCCAGGGAAAACCCUAAGACGUGGAUUUUUCAAGAAAAUCGUGUUGAUCACUUGAGCAAGGGUCUUUCACUAAAUAUCAGAGACCACACAAGCUGAGCGUCCCCUGGACAAGUACUUGUGAGCUUUGAUGGUAUCACACAUUCUCAGGAAUGGAAGGGACCUCAGGUGGCCUCCUAGUCUCAUCCCCUCCCUGCAAUUUCAGAGGUGAGGAAUAACUCCCUGCCCUUUGUAUAUAUUAGGUGUGAAAGGCUUGAGUGUGUGCCCAAGGCCACAAUUCCAAUAAGCGGUGGGUGGGGUGGAGAAGCAAAGGGAACGAGGGUGACUUGAACCUGGACCUCCUGGCUUCUCACAUCAUGCUCUUUACACUUCACUUUCCAUGACAAUAACGGAUUUAUGGUUACAGUUGGACUCUGGAAUAUGAAACGUAUGCUGAUUUCAAGGUGAAAGCUCUCGGUUUAAAAAAGAAAACCAUUUUAUUCACGUCUCCAAAUAUAUAUACAGAAAAACAACUGCAUAGCUGGUUAUCUCGCUGAACAAUCAGGCUCUGCAGCCGAUGAGGAAUUCCUCAAUUGCAUGAACGCUUUCUUAAUUCCGGUGUAUAACCACCUUUAGAAAGUGACAGUAAUCUUUAAUUUGUAAGGCAUUCGUUUUAUUUCUCUGAGGCCUCUGUGUGUUUCCAUUAGGCGACAGUGGUUGUGACUACUAGAGAUCAAAACAGCUGGCAGAAAAGGGAGACUUGGGGUUACAUUUGAGGCACAUCGAUUUAGUCAAAACAUGGGGAUAUAAGUGGGGCUCACCAUACACUAAGAAGGAUCAUGGAAAUCGUUCUUUUCUAACCUACAGGUUUUUGCCCAGAGGCAGCAUUCAAUGGAGCUCCGAGUCCAGAGUUGCAGGCAGGCCUCUGGGGCCACGCGCUGAAAGACUGGGUUAUAACAACGUGUGACGGGCACAGGGACCUGGGCUGUGGGCAUCCUGUCUGCCUCUGGGAGAUGGUGGCUACGGUGGAGAGAUGACAGAGGAGUUUGGGUUGGGGUCUUCUCACUUUCUAGCUGUGGGAAUUGAGUCUAAUCCUCAGCUUCUCAAAGCCUCACUUUUUCUCUCUCUAAAAUGGGAUUCAUAAUACUCAUCUGGCUAGAUUGCAAUGAGCGUUAAAGAUAAAAGUGGUCGAUGCACAGGUGACGCUUGCUAUAUUGCAGGUAUUGUUCUAAGGGCAUCUCUUAUGUUGGAUUGAAUUGUGUUUCUCCAAAAAGAUCUGUUGAAAUCCUCACCCCAGGUACCUCAGCAUGUGACCCUGUUUGGAAAUUGGGUCUUUACAGAUGGCAUCAAGUGACAAUGAAGUUCUUAGGGUGGGCCCUAAUCCCACAUUUCUGGUGUCCUUAUAAAAAGGGGCAAUGUGGACAGAGAGACUGUACCCAGGGAGGAUGGUGUUUGGAGAGGGAGAGGUGGCUCUGUAAAGCAGACAACACCUGGGGCUACGAGAAGCUAAAGAACCAAGGAAUUUUCAGAGGGAGCGCGCCCCACCCACACCUUAAUUUCUGACUUCUGACCUCCGGAACUAAAAGACAAUGCAUUUCUGUUUCUCUAAGCCACCCAAACUUGUGGUACUUUGUUACAGCAGGCCUAGGAAAGGAAUUCCACAUUUCCACUUCACCGUGGCCCUAAGGGAUAAGUACUAUUGUUAGCCCCGCUUUCCAGGUAAAGUAACUGAGGCGCAGAGGUGAGUUGCCUGAAGUCUUACACCACCAGGUAUACUGGAGCCAGGAUUUAAACCAGGCAGCCUGGAUCCCGAGGCUCAGCUCUUCACCACUGCAAUCUACUAACACUUGUGCAACCAGAAUGAACCAGCACUCCACGCGAUUCCCAGCACUCAGGAAGCCCCCAGGAGAAGGAAGCUGCUGGUGUUACACUUGCUAUUAUGCAAUCUGUGAAGCCUCCACCCUCGAGGACAGGAUGCAUUCAGGGGAACACGUCAGUCCAGGUGGAAGGUCUUGGGGCUGAGCCCACUGAGGAAGUGCUUUACCUGGGACUCUGGAGGGGUGAAGCUCAUAACCUAGGGCCAAAGGCAGAAAUCUACUUUCUGGACACUUGCUGAUCAGUUUAAUUACAAUAGUUCCCAGUCCUUGGCCACCUCCUUUGUAUCUGGAACUAAAUGCUUUACAUUUGCAUCUAGUCUUCAAGAUAACUCCAGGAGAUGGAGAAUAUUAUCUCCAUUUUGCAGAUGGAAGAACUAAGAUUCAAAGUGGCUGAGUGAGGAGGCUGAAGCCGCACAGCUAUGAAGAGGGCAGAACCCCAGUCCCAACCAGGUCUCUGACUCAGCAUCUGCCCUCCCCCACACCAGCACCUGCUCCCCUCCAGGCAAGGUGUUGCCUCAUCAGUUCACCAGGGCUUGCCAUUUUAAUACAAAUGAACUCAUAAGUCAGGCCUGAUGCUGAGACUCUCAGUGAAGUAACCACAUGGAGAUGCACAGAUCUCUGGAAUGCCAGACAUUCUCUUAUCUCUUGCAAUCAAUUAUCAUGCACCAAAGUUUAACUGUAAAUACCUCUAAGGAGGGAAUACUCUCAGACUAGGGAUAUCAACAAAGGAGAUGGUAAUGUUAAGCUUCCUCUUCCUCUGGAAAGAAGCCAGCUGUGGAAAGAGAGGCUCCCAAAGUUCUGAAAUCAGGGGGUCUCAAGAUAAUGGAUACAUUUUAGAGACUGAACGUACAUAUGCUAUCUCAAAUUGACAUGGUUACAAGAAGUAACUUUAUAUAUUCGAUUCGGAGCCAAGCAGCCAGAAAAUGUUAAAUAAGUCAGACAUUCCCACUAGUAGGUUUCCUUUAGUACUUUUCCUUGAGCAUUUGGAGGUGUAAAGAUUAGUUUAGACCCUGCUUAGAUUAGUGAACUUUCAAAUAACUACUUUAUACCCAAGAGACUUGAAAGAAUUAACAAUGCGUUGCUCAAAGUAACUAACUUAAAAAUUGAAAUUUGCCUUGCAGAUAACCUCUGUUGGGAAAUCCAUUUUAUUUUUUUAACGUGUUCAAAGACAGACUUUGGAUGUUAAAGAAGUGGUUUCCAAUGAAAUAUGCACGAUUGAGGUGAAACGAAAGCUCACAAUUUGCACAUCCUUAAAAGCAACUCCUGAUGUAUGUGCCAGACACAGUCAUCGUUAGAUUCUGAGACACAGAUAUUGUAAGGCUGAGAUAAUGGGCUUUGAUUAUAGUGUGAAGUGUAGGGAUUGCAACAAAAAUAACCCCCAAAAGAGGAGACAUCUUUGAUUAGGAACAUUCACACUCAUUGUUUUGAGGUCACUGGACUUAAAAAUGAAUGCAUUGCUUUACGUUUCUGCAGUGCCUGCCAGCUUGGCGCAAUUAUUUAACAAGUAGAAUACAGAAAAGGAAACAAAAAUAAUUUUCCUGCAUAAGGACAAAAAUGUGAGCCCUGAAGUUUUGACUUAAACACUUUUUACUUUUAGAAAGCUAAUUUUUAACAAAGCUCAAAGAAAUUUCCUGACAAUUCAAUUCCUCUUCACCGCUGUGCAAAGUUGGAAAAGGACAAUAAUUAACUACUGCAUUGAAAAUGAAAUCUCUUUUGAGGCACACUCCCAUUUUAUUGAGUUCUUAUAGAGGCUUCUCAAAAGAUGGUAGAUAUUCGGAGGGAGGAGCUUCUUACUUGGGGCAUGUCUACCUCCAUACAGGAAAGUCAGCCACCCUCUCCAUCCUGAAGCACCUCUGUCUUCUGGCUCGUGAUAAAGGUUCCUUUUCCCACCCACUGGUCUCCCUCCUCUCCCCAGUGACCAGGUUGGCUGCGUUCCUCACACUAGUAGGUGAUGACUUUGGCAAAAACCAGGCUCCACCUGCAGGUGGUGGGAGUACCCCUUUUAUGUUCUCUUCCCGUGUCCUCACCCAGGGCAGAAAUUCUCCUCAUGCCAGGGGCAGAGACACUGCACUCAUCCCGCAGCUGCCCCACCUGUGCCUGGGGCAGGGGUUGGGAGGUAAGGAUAGGAAAUUUAACUCAGUAAAAAAAGCACAUUUAGGAUAGCUUUUCUUUCUUUAUUUUUUGAGACGGAGUCUCACUCUGGUGCCCACGCUGGAGUGCAGUGGUGGGACCUCAGCUCACUGCAACCUCCUUCUCCUGGGUUCAAGCGAUUAUCCUGUCUCAGUCUCCUGAGUAGCUGAGAUUACAGGCAUCCACCACCAUGCCCGGCUAAUUUUUGUAGUUUUAGUAGAGACAGGUUUCACCAUGUUGGCCAGGCUGGUCUCAAACUCCUGACUUCAGUGAUCCGCCCCCCCUUGGCCUCCCAAAGUGGGAUCAAGCUUUUCAAUUGGAGUAGAACUUAGAAUGGCCAAUGAGUGAUGAUUUCCAACAGAAAAGACUAGUUACCAAAAUAUUACUGGAUCAUCUUUUAAUGCCAAGAAUUGAUAGAGAAUGAUGGAACCCAGCUCUUUAGGAGUAUGAACUAAUCAGGGACUUGAACAGCUCAAUCAAGUACAAACCCAUCAGUCAACCAUCCCCCGCCCACUUUUUCUGAGGGAAAGAAACAAGUGGAAGCAAGCUCAUUUUCGUUAGCUUGGUUAGUUUUGCUUGUCGUUGCUAGAAUAUGUGAGGUAGGUAUGAUGCUGGCCUGCCCAAGUUCAUGGCCUCAGGCCAGGUGUGCCCAUAUAGAAGUGAGACCAGCCUCCCAAGUCUCAGGAGUUAACUUCACAGCAGCCACAGCUGGUUUGUCCUGAUCAAUGAUCACCGGUGAUCUGCAUAUCAACAGAUGGUGCUGGGAGCAGACACUGGGUCUCAUUCAGUGAUUCAUGUCUAUAAUCCUCCUUGCGUGCUCUUUGCAUAAAAGCUGUUGAAAGAUAAUCUGCCUUAGGGAUCAAAGAGCAACUCAAGCGAGCUGCAUCCUUCGGAUAGUUUCCGAGUCCAAGCGGUAGACUCCAGGGGAAUAGGGGAGAUUUUUGAGUUAAAAACAGAACGAACAGGUAGGAUGAGAACUGGCAGGAACCGAGAACCUGUGAGAACCAUGUGGCCUAAGUGGAAGGAAUUUUGGAGCCCAGCAAACCAGAGUUCAAAUCCCAUCCCAGCCACCUCACACGACUCACUCCACUUUAUUGAGCCUCAGUUUCCUCCUCUGAAAAAUGGAGAUAAUCAUAUCUUUUUUCAGAGUUAAGUGGUUUCAGGUAGGGAAAGCUUUGGCACGAUGUCUGGCGUGGAAAAGGCCAAUCCUAUCAAUCCAAUGGGCCUUUUAAAAGGCCACUUUGAAAAAUGGCACUUUGAGGCAGCCGUAGCCGCAGUGCUCAGAACAGAGAAGCUUGAGGUGGAUUCUGGCGUUGCCUAGGGAGCGACUAGACCAACAUUCCGGUGUGGGCCCAACAUUCCGGUGUGGGCAGCGGUGGCGGCCGGCAGGCAGCGAGAGGCAGCCAGCUACGAGGGCCCUCACUCCACGCCGCUCUGGAUGAACCCGAUGGAAUAAGCCGCGCCUCCCGCAGGGGCUGCGCCUCCAUUAAUCCCUAGUUGUUUUUUUUCUUUCUCUCCCCUCUCCUCACCCCCACUCCGAGCCCCGUCCCGCCUUCUCUCUUCGCCAGCGCGGCGGCCGCGUCCAGGUGCGGACCCUCCAUACCGGAGCGCGAUGGCGUCCAACCCCGAAUGGGGGUUGAUUCUGCUCACAGAACUGCAGGGGGACUCCCGAAGUCUUCCGUUUUCUGAGAAUGUGAGUGCUGUUCAAAAAUUAGACUUUUCAGAUACAAUGGUGCAGCGGAAAUUGGAUGAUAUCAAGGAUCGAAUUAAGAGAGAAAUAAGGAAAGAACUGAAAAUCAAAGAAGGAGCUGAAAAUCUGAGGAAAGUCACAACAGAUAAAAAAAGCUUGGCUCAUGUAGACAACAUUUUGAAAAAAUUAAAUAAAAAAUUAGAAGAACUACAUCACAAGCUGCAGGAAUUAAAUGCACAUAGUGUUGUAUCAGAUCCAGAAGAUAUUACGGAUUGCCCGAGGACUCCAGAUAUUCCAAAUAGUGACCCUCGUUGUUCUACUAGCAACAAUAGAUCGAAGGCUCCCUUCGCCAGCGGCGGCCGCGUCCAGGUGCGAAGUCCAUACCGGAGCGCGAUGGCGUCCAACCCCGAACGGGGGUUGAUUCUGCUCACAGAACUGCAGGGGGAUUCCCGAAGUCUUCCGUUUUCUGAGAAUGUGAGUGCUGUUCAAACAUUAGACUUUUCAGAUACGAUGCUGCAGCGGAAAUUGGACGAUAUCAAGGAUCAAAUUAAGAGAGAAAUAAGGAAAGAACUGAAAAUCAAAGAAGGAGCUGAAAAUCUGAGGAAAGUCACAACAGAUAAAAAAAGUUUGGCUCAUGUAGACAACAUUUUGAAAAAAUCAAAUAAAAAAUUAGAAGAACUACAUCACAAGCUGCAGGAAUUAAAUGCACAUAGUGUUGUAUCAGAUCCAGAAGAUAUUACGGAUUGCCCGAGGACUCCAGAUAUUCCAAAUAGUGACCCUCGUUGUUCUACUAGCAACAAUAGAUCGAAGGCUCCCUUCGCCAGCGGCGGCCGCGCCCAGGUGCGAAGUCCAUACCGGAGCACGAUGGCGUCCAACCCCGAACGGGGGUUGAUUCUGCUCACAGAACUGCAGGGGGAUCCCCGAAGUCUUCCGUUUUCUGAGAAUGUGAGUGCUGUUCAAACAUUAGACUUUUCAGAUACGAUGCUGCAGCAGAAAUUGGACGAUAUCAAGGAUCGAAUUAAGAGAGAAAUAAGGAAAGAACUGAAAAUCAAAGAAGGAGCAGAAAAUCUGAGGAAAGUCACAACAGAUAAAAAAAGCUUGGCUUAUGUAGACAACAUUUUGAAAAAAUCAAAUAAAAAAUUAGAAGAACUACAUCACAAGCUGCAGGAAUUAAAUGCACAUAUUGUUGUAUCAGAUCCAGAAGAGGUUACCUUUUUUAAUCCAGUUAUUGAAAAAAGACCAAAACUUCAAAAACAAAAGAAAAUUUUUUCAAAGCAACAAGGCAAAAGAUUUCUCAGAGUUCCUCAAAUGAAUAUUAAUAUUGCCACUUGGGGAAGGCCAGUAAGAAGAGUUAGUCCUACAGUAAAACAUUCUGGCACCUUCAGCCCUCAAGCUCCUGUGCCUACUACAGUGCCAGUGGUUGAAGUACACAUCCCUAAACUAGCAGCUCCAGCUAGUGAUUCUACAGUAACCAAAUUGGACUUUGAUCUUGAGCCUCAACCUCCUCCAGCCCCACCACGAGCUUCUUCCCUUGGAGAAAUAGAUGAAUCUUCUGAAUUAAGAGUUUUGGAUACACCAGGAGAGGAUUCAGAGACUGCUUUUGAUACUGAGAAUGACAGAAAUACUAUGCUUCCAAAAUCUCAAUCUGAAUACAAGCCUGAUACUCCUCAGUCAGGCCUAGAAUAUAGCGGUAUUCAAGAACUUGAGGAUAGAAGAUGUCAGCAAAGGUUUCAGUGUAAUCUACAAGAUUUCAGGUGUUAUGCUGUCUUGGGAAGAGGAAAUUUUGGAAAGGUGCUUUUAGCUGAAUAUAAACACACAAAUGAGAUGUUUGCUAUAAAAGCCUUAAAGAAAGGAGAUGUUGUGGCUCAACAUGAAGUAGACAGCCUGAUGUGUGAAAAAAGAAUUUUUGAAACUGUGAAUAGUGUAAGGCAUCCCUUUUUGGUGAACCUUUUUGCAUGUUUCCAAACCAAAGAGCAUGUUUGCUUUGUAAUGGAAUAUGCUGCCGGUGGGGACUUAUUGAUGCACAUUAAUACUGGUGUCUUUUCUGAACCAAGAGCUGUAUUUUAUGCUGCUUGUAUAGUUCUUGGGUUGCAGUAUUUACAUGAACACAAAAUUGCUCAUAGAGAUUUGAAAUUGGAAAACUUAUUGCUAGAUACAGAGGGCUUUGUGAAAAUUGCUGAUUUUGGUCUUUGCAAACAAGGAAUGGGAUAUGGAGAUAGAACAAGCACAUUUUGUGGCAAUGCUGAAUGUCUUGCCCCAGAAGUAUUAACAGAAACUUCUUAUACAAGGGCUGUAGAUUGGUGGGGCCUUGGCGUGCUUAUAUAUGAAAUGCUUGUUGGUAAGCCUCCCUUUCCUGGUGAUGAUGAAGAGAAAGUUUUUGACAGUAUUGUAAAUGAUGAAGUAAGGUAUCCAAGGUCCUUAUCUACAGAAGCCACUUCUAUAAUGAGAAGGCUGUUAAGAAGAAAUCCUGAGUUGCGCCUUGGGGCUAGCGAGAAAGAUGCAGAAGAUGUAAAAAAGCACCCAUUUUUCCGGCUAAUUGAUUGGCGCGCUCUGAUGGACAAAAAAGUAAAGCCACCAUUUAUACCUGCCAUAAAAGGACGAGAAGAUGUUAGUCAUUUUUCUGAUGAAUUUACCUCAAAAGCACCUAUUCUGACUCCACCUCAAGAACCAAGGAUACUUUCGGAAGAGGAGCAGGAAAUGUUCAGAGAUUUUGACUACACUGCUGAUUGGUGUUAAGUUGCUAGACUCUGCGAAACCAAGCUGACUGACUCCCAAGAAGACCUCUUAAAAAUAGCAACCCUUCAUUUGCUCUCUGUGCCACCAAUAGCUUCUGAAUUUUGUUUUGUUUUUUUUUUUUCUUAAUUGAAACACGUGAAGAUUUGUUUAAAAAUACCAUUCUAAUACUUCUUCAAAGGUGGCUUCUCAUUGUACUUCAGUGUAAAUAUGAGCACCGGGAACAGUUUCAUGGAGUUUAAGUUGAGUGAACAUCGGCCAUGAAAAUUCAUCACAAAUACUUUUGGAUCAAUAGUCUAUUUUAAAAAAGAAAGAAAAAACCCACUUUUUAAUAGUCCCUAGCUUUGCCAUAUGCCCGCCUUAAGUGGAAAGAAAAUUAAUCACUUAACUGUGUUUUACAAAAAGAAAAAAAGGGCUUGGAAUGCUAUCAUUGUUCACACAAAGUACGAUUCUGUUUGAAUAAGGCAAAUGCUCCUUUUUUUUAAAAAAGACGUUACUGUACUAUCAAAAAACACGGCAGUUUGUAUACAAUUUGAGGCUUGAUUUUUUUUAAAAAAAGAAUGAAUUGAUGUCUUAUUUUAUAAAUGUUCUAUAAUUAUUAGAAAACUUUAUAUUGCCUUUUUUAUCAACCAUGUAACAGAGGCUUAUAGCUUUCCAAUAGAGCUGCUUGCCAAACAAUUUUUUUUUGUUUAUUAAACAGUGCUGAAACAAACAAGAUCAGCAUUUACUUAAGAUGUUAAGAAUGAGGAUUUUUAAUCAGCUAAACCAAGGUAUUGUUACCUGCAUGCAUUCCCAAAGUCUAGAUGCUCAGUAUGUUCAGUCAUAUGUUCCAGAAUCAGUGAAGUGAUCACCCCUUUUGUGAUAUUCACUCUACAUCUGCCAACCUAGUUCACCUUGGUUUCGUGUCUGCUGUAGAAGGGAACUAUAACUUGGUUAAACCGUAGGGAUUAUCAUUGUAUAGAUGCUGUGAACAUGUAUAUGUGCAAGUUUUAAUGUAUUCUAUGUUGUAGGCUUAUUAUUUAAUUCUACCACUUCAUCACUCUUGUACAGUGGCCGAGCAGACACCUCAAACCCCAGCAUCUACAUUAAGUGCAUUUGUACAUUUUAGGCCACUGGAUCCAGAUUUUAUACUGGCAGUUAUUGAGGGCAAAGGCAAUAUGUUGUAACAGAAUGUAUAAAUAUUUUUGAUAAAACAGUCUAUAUUUUAUAAAAAACUGAAUUAUAACACUAAAGCUGUACCUCAAAAGUCUCAACAAAAUUUGAUGAAAUAUUUUAUACAACUCUUCAAAGGAUCCAUCUAUGGCUUUUUAUACUCUUCUAGGGUUGUCUUUUUGCAAACCAUGACUUUCCACUUGCCUGUAGUUUUUUGUUUGUUUUGGUUUGGUUUGAUUUUAUAUUUUUUUCUCCUAAUCUAUGACUUUAUUGUUUUUUCUUAGUUUAGUAAUAGCAUCUUUGAUCCUGUGCUUAGCAUGUUAGGGUCAUUAUACCUCAGGAAUAGCAAGCUGUUAAGUAACCAUACUGAAUUAACUAUUUAAUCACAGUGAGCUCAUCUCUUGAAAAUUGUUCAGGUGUAAAUCUUAUGAGAAACAUGAAAAAGCACACUGAUUUAUGGAGAGUUGAGCUAAAAACAUUUAUAAAUAUUUGCUGGGAUGUUUUAGCAACUUUUCAUUGUACUCUGAGAACAAUUAAAAUUGUCCAGAGAUCAUUUAUAUUACCUUCCAAAUUGUUUAUUACCCAAGAUCCUUUGGGAGAAAAUCUUAUAGAAAGGGGGAACAAUACGUGGCUUAAAGUUAUUUUAAAAUGCCAGUUAAUUUCCUUGGCAAAGGACAAUAGAGGAACUUAGCUUAAUUGUCUGGCUUUAAUUUAAACAGUGUUAAUACAACAUUAAAACAUUAAAUACUUUUGAGGUACAGUCUGCUCACUUUUUCGGUUCUCAAAUAGCAAAGAAAGUAAUGUCUAAAAUAGGCUUUUGGCAUUAAAAACUGACAGCAUUUUGUAACUACACAGUGUACAGAAUUUUUUUUAAUUGAAGUCAAAUCACUAAAAAUAUUAGAAGGCAGGGUCUAUUUACACAAUUAAGCUGAAGAAAGCACUAAUUUUUUGUAGUUUAAAAUAUAUAUAUUUUAGACAGAUUUAAAAUUUUAAGCUUUAUAGAGUGUAAAUAUCUUUUGCUAUUACUGUAUGUGUAUGUGACAGCUCAAGCACUUCGUAAAGAAAUUUGGAUAUUUUAGAAUGGUACACUAUGCAUUCAAAUGAAAUGUGCCUUUCACUAUGUCAUUCUGAAAAAACAAAUGUUUUUUGUCAUAAAUUAUCACAAAUGAACAAAUUGAAGUCUAUAUAGAUUGAAAUUUGUAAAAAAAUAAAAAUAAAAAUAAAAAAUAAAUAAAAAAUGGCACUUUGAACAAUUCUCUUCUAGGGAGGGAUGGGGCCGGACAGUCCAUUUCUUACUUGAUAUCUACAGAUCAUUUGCAGAGGAAAAGUCUCAAAUCCCCUUGCACCACUGUACUCCAGCCUGAGUGACAUUGUAAGACUCUGUCUCAAAAAAGAAAAGAAAACCCCCUUGAAAAGCAGCACCACGUUGCAUCUGCCUUGCACAGGAAGCUGGAAGGUUUGCACGGGGGUGAAAGUCACAGGCAGAAACUGCCCGCGGGGCUCGGGAGGGCUGGGAGCGAGCCCUCUGAGCCUGGCCACGCUGGCCCGCCACUGCCCUCUGCUGGCGGCUGCGGUCAUCACCACCGCCCGCAGCCGUCCCCGAAGUGCGCCGAGAGGCGCCAGGCUGGGCCAGCCUUGAAUUCUGUGUUUGCUUCUCCCGGUUUGAAGGCCACCUCCAGGAUUCGCAGAAAUCUGACAGCUGCUUGUGACUGUGCUGAAGAUGCCGAGAAUGCAGGCAGAGUCCGCCGGCCACGCGCUGCAGCAAACGCGCUGCAGCAAACGCGCUGCAGCAAACGCGCUGCAGCAAACGCGAGCCUCGGGGCCUUGAACCUGGAGCCGGGGCCUUGCCUGGGCUGUCCUGGCAGGCAGUCUCGUGCUGUGCCCCCCGUCCCCCGCUUCCUCAUUCCCCCACCCCACCCUCCUAACCCUUGUUGUGUUUCAUUUUCCCUUUUAGGAUGUGUGCUUCUUAUUUGGGAUUUUGUUAUUCUUGACCCCAGCCCUUUCUUUCCCUCCUUCUCUUAGUUCUUCUUUUGGUUAAGUUUAUGAUUUUUUUAAACCACAAUUUGUAAUGGUCACUGCAGUGGACGUUUAACUUCGAACACCCCUUUGUUCCUCCAAAGGCGAAAUUCCUCCUGCACCCUGCAUGGCCCAUUCAGGAGCGUCUGUGACCCAACCUCUCUGGCUCUGGGGAGAGGGCAAAGUGUGGCAUCCAGCCCUAGCCAGGCCAGCGAGGAGCCGCGUUCCUGCCACAGUGACUGUGGCUCCAGGAUCCAGGCUGGGCAGGAGGAUUCUUCAUGCUGGAGGAAUCCAUUCCUCUCGGUGGCCGAGCUGGGAAGAAAUGUCCCCAUGUGAAGACAUGACCCUAGGAAGAGACGCUGGGGCUACAGCCAGGGCCACGGGGAGGGCAGCAGGGGAGGGUGAGUUCUGCUCUCCUGGCUCCUGCCUCACUCCUGCUUCUUUUUUCAGGAGCCACCGGCCCUCUCUCUGCCUGGAGUAGCAGGCCUGGGAUUUCUGUCACUUGCUUCCUUUGCCUGUCCCUGGCUCCUCUCUCUGCCGUCAUCACAUUUCUGGCCACCUUGCCCUCCUCCUCUGAGCUCACAGCUCCUGGCCUGGGUCCUGGCUGUGGAGGGCACCAGUUUAGAGCCACUAUAGAUGAAGGCUCCGGGCCGCAGUCCGGGCUUCUGAGCACUGGGCCUUAGCCGCCUGACUUUGCCCCUUUCCCCAAGGCCAAUCACCGGUGGCAAAUCUCACAAGCGACUUCGUGUUAAAAGUGAUGACUACCUACGUUUACCUCUCCCGAAGAGCUUACAUUUAGCUUAAAAAUUAUCUAUUAUGAAAAUAUUCGAAUGCACAAAACAGUGUGAUAACACGGGACAGGGCUCCGUCCUGGUUUCCCGUGUCUUCCUCCCCACACUGGAAUAUUUUUAAAGCAAAUACCAGACAUCCCAUCUGAAGUCAUAAAUACUUCCGUGCCUGUCUCUAGUACUGAGGGACUUUUAAAAAAACAUACUCUUGUUAUCACACCCAACAAAAUGAAUAUAACUAUUUCAUAUUAUUCAAUACCCAGUCCAUGUGGAGUUUUUGCUAGUUAUCUUUAAAAUGCCUCUGUGAAAUUCGUUUAUUUGAAUCAGCAUUCAGGCCAGGCAAGGUGGCUCACGCCUGUAAUUCCAGCACUUUGGGAGGCCAAGGCUGGCGGAUAUCUGGAGCCCAGGAGUUUGAGACCAGCCUGGGCAACAUGGUGAAACUCUGUCUCUACGUGAAAUACAAAAAUUAGCCGUGUGUGAUGUUGUGCACCUGUAGUACUAGCUGCUCAGGAGGCUGAGGCAGGAGAAUCGCUUGAGCCAGGGAG